AUGGCCGAUCCAAAGCUUGCCAGUCUACUGGCCUUUGUGUCCCCUUCUGAUAUCGUGACGCCCGAAUCGUCUCAUUAUCAAGAGCAGUCAAAAACAUGGGCUGUGCAGGCCAACAAGCACCCUCUAGCUGUUGUCUCUCCUAGGACGGUGGAAGCAUUGAGCGGGAUGAUUGCAUAUGCAAAUACCACGGACCUCGACAUUGGCAUCCGCUGCACUGGAAUCGGGAACGCGACGAGCAAAGACGUGUUAAUUUCACUAUCAGCCUUCAAGGCGUUCUCAUUCGACCCAGACACAGAAACCAUUACUUUCGGUGCAGGUCACUGCUGGGGUGAGAUUGACGCGAAGCUCGAAGAAACUGCUCCGGGAUACGCAGCCGUCAGUGCUCGGUGUACCUAUGUUGGCGUUGGUGGAUCAAUUCUCCACGGCGGACAGAGCUGGCUGAGUUCAGAGUACGGCCUCGCUUGCGAUCCUCAAAAUCUGCUUGACGUUCAGGUUAUCAAAGUGGAUGGCAGCAUCCUCUGGGCAAGUGAGGAACCAGACCUUCUUUGGGCUCUUCGCGGCGGCGGCGGAGGAUUUGGAGUCGCCAUCGCCUUCAAGAUGCGAGUUUACAAGUAUCCAUCUUCAAUAUUCUGUGGACAGAUCAUCUAUCCACCGGCGGCUCUGAAGGAUGUGGCGCGCGAAACUGCUGCUUUUGCUUCACGAUGUGAUGAUGUAAAGAUGGCUCUACAUUUGUAUUGCCUUGACAUGACAGCAGGCACGUAUGCGGGCCGGGAGGCAAACCCUGGACUGGCAAUUUUUGCAUACGACGCCAACGGACCCGAGCAUGGUAGAAGUGGAGCGGGUUUCAAAUGGGCCUUGGACAUCCCAGGAGCCGUCGACCUCACCAAGACCCUCAACUUCCGAGGAGUGAACCAACAAUUCGAUGCGUCGAAAGCCCCAUUCGGGAAGAUUAAUACCUGGGCGGCCGGCGUCACUGUUCCCUCUGUCGAUGAGGGUUUGAUACUCCGAGCUUGGAAUUGGUAUUUGUCACUCUUGGAGGCUGAUCUAAGACUUGUUAUGGGCACUUAUGUACUCAUGGAAGUCAUGCAAAAGGCUGUCUACCAAUCCGUUGGCUUCCCCAGCCUCGUCUCCGCCUGGCCUCAUACAGCAAACCAACACAAUCUUCAAUUAGGCACGGGUGUCAUUCCAGGCUCACCCGAAAGCGACGCUUUGGCACACAAAGCAUUGGCAGAAGCACCAUUUGAGAUACGUCCAGGUCAUACGGGGGCCGACUAUUUUCCUAACUUCCUGGAAGAUUUUGUUGACCCGACGAAGGUCUUUGGAGCCAACUGGAGUAAACUGGUGGAGAUCAAGAAGAAGUAUGACCGAAAUAACAAGCUGGGCGGACCAUUUAUCGAGGAGUAA
Molecule: messenger RNA, 1404 nt
Organism: Fonsecaea nubica
Lineage: Eukaryota; Fungi; Ascomycota; Eurotiomycetes; Chaetothyriales; Herpotrichiellaceae
Exons: 4
Coding region: 1-1404 (467 amino acids)
Molecular function (GO): oxidoreductase activity; FAD binding
Source: RefSeq, a predicted model, not a curated record